Molecule: messenger RNA, 2337 nt
Organism: Penicillium angulare
Lineage: Eukaryota; Fungi; Ascomycota; Eurotiomycetes; Eurotiales; Aspergillaceae
Product: glycoside hydrolase family 95 protein
Exons: 1
Coding region: 1-2337 (778 amino acids)
Biological process (GO): carbohydrate metabolic process
Molecular function (GO): alpha-L-fucosidase activity
Source: RefSeq, a predicted model, not a curated record
AUGUUCGUCAAAGAGGCGAUUAUCAUCGUUGGAUUGUGCAAUCUAUCAGCAGCGAAACGGCUGUGGUCAAAAUCCCCGGCUAGCUUUGAUUCUAUUGAACAACAGGCUUACCCUUUGGGAAAUGGCCGGUUGGGUUUCAUGCCCACCGGUGAGCCCGGUGCGGAGUCAAUCAAUGUCAAUCUAGACAGCCUCUGGUCUGGCGGACCAUUCGAAAACAAAAGCUAUUUCGGGGGCAAUCCGACAAGUGACCGAUCUCACUUUCUUCCUAGAAUACGCGAAGAAAUAUUCAAGAAUGGCACUGGGAAUGUUGAUGAACUUUUGAGUCCAAUCUAUUCAUAUGGUUCCUAUACGCCUCUUGCAAACCUUACCGUUGAGAUAGAUGGCCUGGAGAGUUAUUCAUCUUACUUUAGAGGACUGGAUCUUGAGCACGGCGUUUAUUCUGUGCGAUUCACAAGUGGAAGCCAAGAGUUCAAUACAUCUAUCUUUUGUUCCCAGCCAGACGAUAUUUGUGUCUACCAGAUCGUCUCUAACUCUACUCUUCCAUCCGUGAAGUUCGGACUCAGCAACAAUUACCUGAACUCUACAUUGGCAAAGACAACAUGUGUUGGUAGUCAACUUCAAAUAAGUGGCCAACUUGCUGACCCUGGAAUGAGAUUUGUAGGAGUUUCUCAAGCAUUACAGCCCUCGGCAGCUCAAUGCACUGGGAAUUCAAUUAUUCUACCAAAAUCAUCAAGCAAUACAAAUGUAACAAUUGUGCUGGGAGCAGGGUCGGAUUAUGACCAGAAGAAAGGCAACAGAGCAGCUGGCUUUUCCUUCCGAGGAGUAGAUCCCACUGCCGCAGUAAGAAAAUCGGUUUCUGCUGCAGCAUCGCAAUUCUUCGAUGAAAUUCUUGCUCGGCAUGUCAAAGACCAUCAGAGCCUUUUUGAUACUUUCUCUCUCCAGCUUCUCGACCCACUAGGCUCCAGUGAAAUCGAAACUGCGGAAAUUAUUUCAAACUACAACAUCACUACUGGAGAUCCUUGGCUUGAGGCCUUGCUUGUUGAUUACGGUCGCUAUCUGCUGAUUGCUUCGUCCCGCGACAAUUCACUUCCAGCAAAUCUCCAGGGCCGCUGGGCAGCAGACCAAUACCCUGCAUGGAGUGCGGAUUAUCACGCAGAUAUCAAUAUUCAGAUGAACUACUGGGCCGCACCACAAGUCGGACUUGGAAAGCUUCAACAAUGUCUCUGGGAUUUUAUUGAAGACACUUGGGUACCUUACGGCCAAGAAACCGCCAGUCUUUUAUACGGCGCAACUAAUUCAUCCUGGGUCAUUCAUGACGAGAUCAAUACAUUCGGGUAUACGGGAAUGAAGAAUGAGGCUGUAUGGGCUGAUUUCCCUUUAGCAGGCACUUGGAUGGCGCUCCACAUUCCGAACUGGCUGGAUUAUUCUAAUGAUGUUACAUGGUAUCGGAAACAAGGCUAUCCUUUGCUCAAGGGCUCUGCCAUAUUUUGGUUGUCGCAGCUGCAGGAUGAUCUCUACUUCAAAGAUGGCACUUUGGUUGUAAAUCCCUGCAAUUCGCCUGAGCAUGGCUCAACAACUUUUGGCUGCUCUAUGUACCAACAACAGCUAUGGGAGCUCUUUGACCGAAUUCUAGCUACUUGGUCUGAUAGCGGCGAUGAUGAUCAAAACUUUUACAACAGAGUCGUGGAUACUCUAGCUCGCCUAGAUCGCGGUAUUCACAUUGGGUCGUGGGGGCAGCUACAAGAAUGGAAGUUGGAUCUCGAUGUGAAAAAUGAUACUCAUCGCCAUCUGAGCGGUCUUUCAGGAUGGUAUCCCGGUUAUAGUGUUGCCAUCGAAGAAUACAACAGAACCAUUAGCACCGCAGUUGAAACCAUGUUAUGGUCUCGGGGUGAUGGCAAAACAGACGAGACAAAUGCUGGAUGGGAAAAGGUCUGGAGAUCCGCAUGCUGGGCUCGGCUAAACAACACUUAUGAGGCGAACUAUGAGCUCCGCUUUGCCAUACAGCAGAACAUGGCCGGAAAUGGUCUUUCGCAGUAUUCUGGCAAGAGCCCGCCCUUUCAAAUUGAUGCCAACUUUGGAUUUGUUGCUGCAGUUACGGAAAUUUUGAUUCAAGAUCUACCGCAAUCUCACCAAGAUAAUGGCAUCCAAACCAUCGUCCUGGGUCCCGCGAUAUCUUCUUCGUGGGUAGGUGGAUCUGUAAGUGGUUUGCAGCUCCGAGGCGGUGGUCAAGUCGAUUUCUCAUGGGAUUCAGAGGGUGUUGUACAGAGCGCCACUGUUUAUGGAAGAAGGAAGAAGCUGAGAGUCCUAAACGCAAAAGGAUCCGAGAUUGAAAUCUGA